Molecule: messenger RNA, 3174 nt
Organism: Tetrahymena thermophila SB210
Lineage: Eukaryota; Ciliophora; Oligohymenophorea; Hymenostomatida; Tetrahymenidae
Product: transmembrane protein, putative
Exons: 15
Biological process (GO): reciprocal meiotic recombination
Cellular component (GO): nucleus
Molecular function (GO): double-stranded DNA binding
Source: RefSeq, a predicted model, not a curated record
AGUGAUUACAAACUCAAUAAAUAAAUAAUAAUCUUCUAAAAUUAUAAAAGUUAAUCCUAUAAAUUGCUAAUUAAUAGAUUGAAAGAAAAAUUAGUCUUGAUCACUAUGACUGAAGAAUGGCUACCAAAAAUAUAAUCUGGGUUUAAAAGAAUAGACCUAUUUGGAAAACCUAUUGGAUUAAAUUAUAAAAGUCAAGAUAAAUUUUAAACAGUUUUUGGUGGUAUUAUUACCAUAUUAAUGAUUAUAGUUUUGUGCUUGUUCUUCUAAAAAAAUAUUUCAUAGUUCAUCAAUAAAGAGGAGAUCAAAGUAUCUUAUGUUCAAGACUACAAUUCAAAUCCUACUAAUUUAGUUCUUGAUUUGAACAAAUUUAUGUUUGCUAUUUAAAUAACUCAAAAUAAUUUUAUAUCUAAGCCUCUUUUCGAGGUAUACUUAGAGAACAGGCAUUAUUAAAGAUUUGAUAACGGAACACAAGGCUAAAAAAGAUAAUAGUUAUUUAUGGAGCCAUGCACAUUAAGUCAUUGGUCUAAUAUAGGAUCAGAUUUUGAUUGGAAUACUACAUAUUAAUAAUUAGGGUUUUCAGACUGGCUUUGUCCAAAGAAAAACUAAACAAUAAUCUUAGGUGGAGAUUAUACAAGCACAGAUUUUUAUUUUCUCAAGAUAUCUAUUAAUAAAUGUGAUCCUAAUAAAGUAUAAAAUGAAUUUACACCUUAUUCAUCUUGUGCUUCAUAAGAUGAUAUUCAAAAAGUUUUAGAUCUGAGAGGAGGGACUGCAGUUUGCUCUAUUUACUUUAGCAAUAAAAUAGUUAACCCUUAAAAUUAUAAUCCUAUCAGCAAUUAUCUAUCAGAUGAAACAUUCUUUAACUUUUAGCCUACUAAAUUGUACACAAGUGCAAAUAUUUUCUUUUAGCAAGUAGAAAUAGAUACUGAUCAAAGCUUAAUGCCAUAAUAAGACAUUGAAUAAAAUAUAUUUCCAUAUUACUCACCUAGAGAUUUUAGAGAAUAAAUUGAAGCUGGAAGUCCUGAUUAAUAUGCUGUUUUUUAUUUUAGAAGGAGUUCAAUAUCUAACACUUAUAAAAGAAGCUUUUAAAAAAUUGAUGACCUUAUUUCUUAUAUCGGUGGUUUCUUUCAGGCAAUAUUAAUGGUCUUAGGCUUCAUUGUAGGGUACUACAACGAAUGGGUAUUUAUAGUUGAUAUAGCUAAUAGGUUAUACAACUUCAAAUAAAAAGAAAAGAAAAGAAAUAUAAUUUAGAGAUAAGAAGAAAUAAACAGAUUGCUUGAAGAGUAAAACAAAAAUUCCCUUAACAACAUUGCGAGCUAGAAUAAAAGUUUCUCAGAAAAUGCUCAAAACUAAAGUCACUCUUAGAAUAUGAGAAAUAAUUCUAAAAAAUCAUCUUUAAGAGCAGAAGAUAUAAGAAGUAUUAUUAAACAAAGAUCAAAAACUAUUAAAAUGAGUUUAAAUAGUCAUUUUCGAUAAAGGUUAUCUUAAAUUUAGUAAAAUCCUUAAAUGAAUGAAACUAAUUCUAAAUUAUCUUAAAUGUCUGAGAUAAAUUCUCCUUUUAAAUAAGAAUAACAUAAUUAAAACCUUCCUAUUAUUUAAGAAUCAGACAAUGAUUUCGGGACAUAGAAAUAAUUAAUUAAUCCUAAUCCUGCAGAUAAAAAAUAAUAGUUUGCUUUAAAUAAAUAAACCAACUUAAAAAACAAUGAAUUCAACCAAAAAACUGAUGCUUUUAAGUAAGAUGAUUAUUCUGAAGAAAAUUUAGAAAUGAAUCGUACCCAUAAAUUUUAAAUCUUAAAAGAUAGCAGCAAUGUAAGCUUAAUGAAUUAAUAAUAACAUAGUAAACAAGAUAACACUUUAGUAAUAGAAUUAUAAAAAAAUAGCUAAAAAAUAGAUUCGAGUAAUUUAUUUGAUGGUAAAAAUAAUGAAUAGAAACAGCUUAAGAUUAAUCAUUUUGAUCAUACAGAACUAAAACAAAACUCUAAUGAAAGCCAUACUUAAAUAUAAUUAAAAGAUAUAACUCCUAAUUCUUUGUAAGAAGCUUAGGAAUAAGAAAAAAUUACUAAAGGAUUCUAAUUCAAAUCAAGAAAAUCUUUUUUGAUGUCUUAAUUUGAAGAUAUUCUACAAAGGUAGUAGGGUGUUAUUUUGGGAGCAAGAUUUUUUGUUAACAAACUGUUUUUUGGCCUUCUUUUUCAAUCCGAUGAAAACGAAUUAAUAGAAAAAUCAGCAUAACUUGUUUCUAAAGAUUUAGAUAUUUACGAGAUUCUUUACAAGCUUUAAGAAAUAGAAAAAAUGAAAAGAAUUUUAUUUGAUAGUUAAUAACUAAUCUUAUUUAAUUUUUUCCCUAAACCUGAAAUAGGUGGUUAGGCUUAAGAGGAAUUUCUUAACAGAGACAGCCUUAUAAAUCAAUAUCAGAAAAAGAAAAAAUAAAGUAAUGUAAGCAGUAUAAAUCAAAAUUCUUAAAAUAAAUCUAGUAAAGCAGUUAGCAAUGCUUUAAUUGCUCUUUCUAGAAUGAAAAGAGGCAUUAACAAAAUGAGAAGGAGCUCUUUUAGCGAUAUAAAAGCAUAUAAAAGGCUUUAUGAGGCUUAUGAAUUUAUAGUUGAAGACUAAAACUUAAAUAAGAUUGACAUGAACAAAAGACUUAUAAAACUGUUAGGAAAGGAAAUGGAGGAUAUUUUCAAUACAUCGAAGCUCUUAAAAUUUAAUGAGGAUGAUUAGAGCCCUAACUUAUAUUAAAAUCAGAGAAGAAAAGGGUUGAUAGGACAAAAUAAAUAAAAAACAUUUGUAAGAGGAAAAACUUUUGCAGAUGUUAUUGUAGCAAGUGAUCCAGAUAUUUCAAAUGAGGAUUAACUCGAAUAAGAAUAAGAUAUCUCUGACCAAUAAAUAGAAGAAGGUUAUAACUAAAAUUUAGAUGAAAAUAAUUUCAAUAAAAAUAAUUCAUACAACAGCUUCUAAAUUAAAUUUAAUAACCACUCAAAGCAAGAAAUUCCUAUAAAAAAAGAUUUUCAGCUAGAAGAAUAACUUAAUGAUUCUGUUUAAAGAGAAGUGCCGUCUGAAGACACAGAUAAAAAUUAGCAACCCUAAAUAAAAUGCUUAAAUCAUGCAAUAUUUGAUUAACACAUUUUAAAUAAUAAUUCAUCUGCUAACAUCAACAUUAAAUUAAGUGAUAGCAACAAAUGA